CGAAAGAGACCCUUUCCCCUCGUGUCGAGGUUGGUCGGUGGGCACGAUCGCGAAGCAACAAGUGUUGGCAGCUCCUCGGCCCGUCGCUCCGCCCCCAACUAGCAGUCGCUGUUGGAGCGAUCGGUGGAAAGUGCCCCGAGGCGAUUCAACCACCUCACUCGAGCGUCGAUCGCGCAAGCAACUGGAAAUCCUCGUCUCGCGCUCGUCUCUCUUUCUCUCUCUCUCUCUCUUUCUCUCUCCUCGUUUCGUUCUCUUUUUUUUUUUUUUUUUUUUUUUCCCCCCCGUUCCAUCGGACAAACGCGAGCGCGAUGUUCCAUAACCGUAACCGUUCGACAGUUUUGUGCUCCGUCGAGUGAUCACCGAGUUUUCUCCGUCGUCGUUUCCUUCUUCGUCGACCGAUCCGAGUGCGUUCGUUCCACGAGGUGUUCCCCUCGAAAUCGCCAAUUUUCGGGCGAGAAGGGAGCUUCGAUAUCGCGCAUCCGGCACAGUGAUCCUCGCGAGAAAGCAUCGUUGAAGAAAGCUUCUUUCGAGAAACGAAGGCGCCGAAAGAGAAAAACUGUCCCGGAUCUCCCGGAAGAAAAUCGAAGAAAGCCUUCGAUUCGGCAGUGGUAUUACAUCGAAAGUAUUUCGACGAGUAUUAUAGAUAGUAGUCGAACGUUAACGUCGAGAGCAGUCGUAGCCGAUAGCGGUAACGAAGGCAAGAAAGAAAGAAAUAAAGUCGAGAAGCGAUACGCAAAAGAAGAAGAAGAGGAGGAGGAGGAGGAAGAAGAAGAAGAAGAAGAAGGAGAAGAAGAAGAAGAAGAGGAGGAGAUUAAAAUUGGCUCGGUUGACGAGACUGGUACGGCGAGGAAAAAGCGAAGGAAAGAUAGGAUACGAGACGAGUUGCCGUCGGCUCGAGAUGCACGCUCGUUGCAGUUGCUCGCUUCGUAAUCGAGCGAAGAAUUAAUUAAACGUGACAAACGUGCGCGUAUUGCCCCGCGAUACCGAGGCGUCGGAGGGAACGGAUAGAACAACAGUCGACAACAAGAGAGGAGGAAAGAAAGGGAAACGCGAUCGCCGCGACGCAGCUGAAAACAGAAAGGCGAGAAACGGAAGUGACGCGCGUUAACGAUAAAAUGGUAAUUGCGAUUAAUAAUCGAGCAAGCAUCGCUUACGUUUCUCCUUCGAUGAACGAUGAACGGGUCUGGUAGCGCGCGAUAAAUCCCUUCGAGAGAAUUCGUCCCUUUCCCUAUCGAACGGUCGAACGGAAAAUCGAGAAGAUGAACGACAUUAUGGGAGAGGCGGCAUCGGGUUCGAUCUCCUCGAGCGCCACCCCUGUCAAUUCCGCCAACAGUUCCACCGCUAUCAACGGGAACAACAACAUCGAUAACAACGGGAGUAACAAUGGGAGCGGGAACAACAAUGGAAAAGCGGGGAAUAUGAGCGGCACGGUGGCGGCGAACGGAGGCGAGAGAAUCAGCGCCGCGGUUACCAAAGUUCUUCAGGGAUACGAUUGGACCUUGGUACCUGUUGCCACCAAGGGUUCCGGUGACAAAAGAGCAGCCCACGUGAAGAGACCGAUGAACGCGUUUAUGGUGUGGGCUCAGGCCGCGAGGAGAAUACUCGCCGAUCAAUAUCCUCAACUUCACAACGCGGAGCUGUCCAAGACUUUGGGCAAACUUUGGCGGUUGCUGUCGGACAACGACAAGAAACCGUUUAUCGAGGAGGCUGAUCGGCUCCGCGUGAUCCACAAACGCGAGCAUCCGGACUACAAGUAUCAACCCCGCCGCCGAAAGCAAAACGGGCCGUCGGGGAGAGAGGGGUCGCCGUCGAGGAGCCAAAGCAACGUAACGUUCAACGUGUCCAGGUCGUUGAAGCAGGAGGACGCGAGCCCGCGCCCCGUCCAGGGGCCUAACUCGCCUCAGAGCGGGGUCAGCUCGUCCCCCCCUACCACCCCUAAUCAAGGAUUGUCACCACCGACCCCUCCCACUACCCCCCGCGGACAGCAUUACGCGAAUCAGUUUUCCCGGCAGGGGAAUCAACCGCAGCCGAGCGCCACCAUGUACCAUCAUCAUCAAGAGUUGGGAAUCGGUGGCUCGACCGAGUCGUCCCAUCAACAUCAACAUCAGCCGGGAGUCGAUUUCAGGUACAUCGAGGUCGGAGACGGUUUACCGAUCGAGGAGGGCCAAUUGAACGGACUCGGAUCACUGGCAGCCGUUGGCCUCAAUCUUCCCCUGAACCUUCAAGAGUGCGAGGUGGAGAGCAACGAGUUGGACCAGUAUCUUCGCCCCCAAGUGCCUCCACCGGUGCACGUACCAGCGCCUACCACCACCUCGUCCUCGUCCCCGUGGAUAUUCAACAGAUACGACGAAGAGAUGGAGAGACCGAGCAAGCGGCACUGCUCGGAACCGCAGCCGAUAGGCGAAACUUCUUGGGAGGAUCGAGCACAGGCGGACAUAGUCAGAUAUCACGAACUUCAGCCCCCCCUUCCCCCCAUGCAAUACAUAUCCUCCUCCCACAAUUCGCACUAUUCGCACACGAGCACGCAGAUGAGCCAUCCGCACGUGUCCACGUCCUACGCGCAAUACCAACGUUACGUACCUGGUAUCGAAACAUGGCCUCAUUACAUGUAAGUGAGAAUGGGGGGAGGUGAGCCUUGAAAGAGAAAUUAAUUCCCGCACAACAACAACAACAACAACAACAACAACAACAACACAAGCGCAGCAACAACCGCGACGAAGAAACCUUGUUUGGGUGUUACUACGACUCCCCUUCCUCCCUCCCUCCAUUCGAUCCAGUUUCUUUUUCCAACAGAUUUUAUCGCUGAUUUUGUUCACAAUCGCCUCUCUGUAAGCACGCGUACGCGUUCAAGUGUGCAUAAUAUAGGUGUAUAUAUAUAUAUAUAUAUAUAUAUAUAUAUAUACGUAUAGGAGAUUGCGAACGUAUAUACGUUCAUACGUUCAUGCGCGUAUUAACAGAAGGAAAACUGGAUCGUGCGAAAUCUAUCGACCGGUUGGAAGUUUCCGCGUUUCGUUCGCGUUGGAAACGUUGCUCCGAUGGUUGGACGCGUCGAAAGAGAAGGACGCGAGAGAAGCCACGAUCUUACUCCAUGACAUCAUUCCAUGACAGUCGGCCAUUCCAAAGCGCAGAAUUUCAGGCUAAACAAACAGCACGCUCGAUACGAUACCCUGCCGCGUGAUCUAAAUAUAAUAAUAAUAUAUAAGGCUUGAAGUGUGCGUAUAUACUCGGCCUUUGCGCUCGCGAGACCGAAUACGCUGCUUGCCACGCUCUUCAAAAUAAACUCGCGAAAUUCGAUCGCGAUCGUAGUCGAGUCGCGAAAAAACGACUGCUCACCGAAUUUCGAACGACGGAUCCGCCGCUCCCUUCAUCGCCGAGCCUUUUCUCGAGGAUCGAGCCGAUUUCACGGGAAGAAUCUCAGCGGGGGAUUCGUAUCGAGCGAUAAUCGCGAGACGAGAAGCACGAGAAAUCGUCGAGAAAUAAAUAAGGUAUUAAACGCCGAUAACCGUGCUUUUGUACUUACAUUUAUCGUUUAGAUAUACAAUUUAUCGCGCAUCCUGUAACAAGCGCGAACUUGCGUAGAAACUUGUAGAAACGUUUAACGCGCGAGCGUUCGAGGAGCGUUAAUUUAUAAGUAUGACGAUAUGUUAUAA
Messenger RNA from Apis laboriosa (Himalayan honeybee), 3650 nucleotides. Its product is annotated as transcription factor Sox-10-like. Lineage: Eukaryota; Metazoa; Arthropoda; Insecta; Hymenoptera; Apidae. The record is from RefSeq and is a predicted model, not a curated record. Gene Ontology annotation, biological process: regulation of transcription by RNA polymerase II. Gene Ontology annotation, cellular component: nucleus. Gene Ontology annotation, molecular function: RNA polymerase II cis-regulatory region sequence-specific DNA binding; DNA-binding transcription factor activity, RNA polymerase II-specific. Bases 1260 to 2612 code for a protein of 450 amino acids. The transcript is spliced from 5 exons.